Molecule: messenger RNA, 2102 nt
Organism: Oryzias latipes (Japanese medaka)
Lineage: Eukaryota; Metazoa; Chordata; Actinopteri; Beloniformes; Adrianichthyidae
Gene: mpp4b
Product: MAGUK p55 scaffold protein 4b
Molecular function (GO): protein binding
Source: RefSeq, a predicted model, not a curated record
CGUAGUGCAACCGUGGGCGCUGUCAGGGGAAUAUUUUCCCUGCUUCUGCUCCCGAGCCGACACCUGUGGAAGGUGGUGAGGGCCCCGAAAGCCUGCAGGUGAACAGGUUUGCUGCUCAGCACUCAGUGGGAAGUUAAGGGUUAAAGGUCAGGCGACCAUGAGGCAGGCGGUUGAAGCUCAGGGGUCAAUUCCUCACUUUGAGCUUGGAGAGCAAGGCCUGCGGCACGUCCUGGCAGACGUGAUCCAGGAAGUGAGGCGCUCGGUCAGUCAAGACAUCGACGGCGCCGAGAUCCUCCAUGGUCUGCUCAAUGCUCCCUGGCUGCAGUCGCUCCUCAAGGUAUACGAGUGUCUCCAUAAACGUCUGAGAGAUUCUCCUGAGCCUUAUCUGGAUUAUGCGUCUGGACUUUCACUUCAGUUGCUGAUAGACAUUAAGUCUUUGCCAUGCUGCUCUGAAGAGGCUAAAGAGCUCUACCACCUCCUCCGACAACCACACCUGCAGGCUCUACUUUCUGCCCACGAUACGGUGGCCCAGAAGGACUAUGAGCCGGUACUGCCCCCCAUGCCAGAGGACCUGCCGGAGGACGAGGAGGCCGCGCGAAUCGUCUGUCUGGUGAAGAACAAACAGCCUUUGGGAGCGACGAUAAAGAGAAACGAGAUCACAGGGGAGAUUUUCGUGGCUCGAGUGAUCCAUGGAGGCCUGGCUGAUCGAAGUGGUCUGCUUCAUGCAGGAGACCGGAUUGUAGAAGUGAACGGUUUUCCUGUUGACGGGAUGGAGCCUGAACAAGUCAUUCAAGUUGUGCAAGCUCGGUCCCAUGGCACCAUCAUGUUUAAGGUCAUCCCCAUCACAGAGAGGCCCGUCCACAACCAAACCAUGCUAUAUAUGCGCGCCAUGACUGACUACAGCCCGCAGCAGGACCCCAACAUCCCCUGCGCAGACGCCGGCAUCAGCUUCAAGAAAGGAGACGUUCUUGAGAUCGUGGAUCAGACUGACGCCCUCUGGUGGCAAGCCAAGAAACUGCCCAGCAGCGUGGCAUGCGCCGGCCUCAUUCCUUCCACCAAUCUCCUCAAACGGAAGCAGAGGGAGUUCUGGUGGUCUCAGCCGUACCAGCCACACUUCUGCAUGCAGACCUUGAGUACUGUUGACGAAGAAGAGGACAUGAUGGCUAUUGAUGAGAAAUGUGUUGAAGCAGAUGAAGAGGCCUUUGAAUCUGAGGAACUCAGAGAAGAGGAGGAUGACUACAGCAGCAACAUUGAAGGAGUUUACUUGGCUGGUUUCAGGCGCAGCAUGCGUCUGUGUCGGCGCCGCGCUCACAGCACCAUCCAUCCGUCCUGCCCCACCCGCUGUCCCAGCAGCUGCUACAGCGCCCUCAACAGCCCAUACGAGGAAGUGGUGCGCUACCAACGCCACCCAGAGGACGUGCACCGCCUCAUCGCCAUUCUAGGUCCGUCUGGCGUGGGGGUGAGCGAACUGCGGAGGCGCUUGAUUGAGAUGAACCCAAACAUCUUCCAGGGGGCGGUGCCUCACACCACGAGGCCACCCAGAGGGUACGAGGAGAGUGGCAGGGAGUACUACUUCACCUCUCGAGAGGCUUUUGACAACAUGGUCUACAACAACAGGUUGCUGGAGUACGGGGAGUACAAAGGGAAUCUAUACGGCACCAGCAUUGAGUCUGCGCGCCACGUUCUGAACAGCGGGAAGAUCUGCGUCAUGGACAUAGAACCGAACGCCAUUCAGGCGGUGAGGACCCAUGAACUGAAGGCCUACAUCAUCUACGUGAAGCCUCCACCUCUGGAGAGGCUUAGGGAGACCAGACGGGAUUCGUACAUCACCACCGAUUACUACGUAAACCGGCCGUUCAAAGAUGAAGAUCUCCAGGAGAUGGAAGAUGCAGCGCGUAAGAUCGAGUCUCAGUACUGGCAGUUCUUUGAUCACGUCCUGAUCAACGAUGAGCUGCAGGAUUCCUGUGUCCAGCUGCUGACGGCGGUCAGGCAGGCGCAGGACGAGCCCCAAUGGGUCCCUGCCAGCUGGAUCCGGCCCACCGCCGAACCGUGAGGAAGGGGCCUGCAGCAAAACACGCCAGCCAAUGCAACAACAACAAAAA